AUGUCAACGGGCAAACCCGAGAACGUUACACCUGGAGCUCCACCGAAGAAGUGGGCGCGCCAUCUUCUGGUGCUGCUGGGCAUCGUUUUGCUGGUCUUCGUCUUUGACUCCUUGGUCUUUGGCUCGGUUCCACUGAGCCUGAAGCAGUUCCAGUGGAGCGCCUGCGACUUGGUCAUCAGCUUCCUCCUGGGCGCGUGCGCGCUGCAGGCAUACCUCCUCAAACGAAAGUCGCCAGAGGCCAGGACAGAGAAAGAGGAGAAGGAGAACGGCAAUGGGAAGCCGCCGGCCAAAACGAUGAGCAACAUCAACAGGGAGCUGGACCGAGUGUCGCAGCAGGGGGCGAAGCAGGUGGAGGCCGUCCUCCGCAAGUUUGAGGGUGUGCCAGGGGCCCUGGAUGCCUUGAGCUACAAUCUGGUGAUCCGCGCGCACGCCAAGGAGGGCAACCACAAGCGAGCCGGGGAGUGGAUCAUGCGCAUGGAGGAGCGGGGCAUCAAGGCCACGGUUCUGUGGCACUUCCUGCGGGACAUCGACCCUUGGAGCCUUGAUGCCUGGCGCCUCUUCGCGUCGAUGGGGGCGCAAAGGGCCAACCAGCAGGUCUACGACUUCAAGAGCCGCCUGCGGGGCUUGUUGUCCGCAACUCCUUGGAGGGAGGUGGAGGACAUGGCCAUGGAGCACAGCCGCCUGUGCGCUCGGAGCAUGCUCCGCAUCGAGGUCUUCCAGCAGUUCUGCCUCUGGCGCCUGGCGACUUCGCAGGGUAAAAUGGUGGUCGAGCUGGAGCCCGAGGAGUGUGAGAUGUCGCACUUGGCGGAGGUCUACCGCGUCACCGCGGCCAACCGCGACUUCUUGGCCUACCAGCUGCUCCCAAGCCUCCGGACGCCGCGCUUCGCACCACCUGCAGCGUCCGUGUUUGUGGGCCCGGUGGUCUUGCAAGUGGUCUGCCUGGGCCGCGGAGUGGCCCGGCAGGGGAUGGCCAUGCUGCGCCAAGCGCUGAAGUUGCGCUCCUCCUGGGCCCUGCGGAUCUUCGUGCUGUCGGAUGCGGAGGGCUGGGCGGACUGGCAACAGGCGGUCGAGGAGCUUCGGACGGAGGUGUCGCUAGAAGGCGUCAGCUUUGAAGCGGUGCAUUUUGAGCGGAGCCCGCAGUUCCAAGCCUACCUGAGAAAGUACCCGGCGGAGUGCAUGUUUCAGAAUGCUGUCGAGAGGGCAAUGUUGGCCCGAGUGCUUUGUCAUGAGCUGCUUCCAAACGACAUCAGCCACGUGAUUUCCAUGGAUUUGGGUGAUGUUUUGAUUUUGGAGGAUCUCUGGCAUCUCUGGGUCCUGCAGGAGGAGUCAUCGUCCACAUCUUUGCUCCAGGCGUCCCUUGCUGGGGCGCUGCAUCACGUGAACGCGGGGGUGGUGCUGUACCACACAGCGCGCAUGCGCGAGGCCAACUUUACCGAUCUCAGCCUGCAGGCGGCGCACGCGGCCUUUGAGCAGGGCAAGCAGCACGCGGCAUCGCUGGAGUGCCCCAGGGACCAGGCGAUACUGAACCAGCUGCACGAGGACGGCACGGCAGUCAUCGGCUUUCUCCCGUGCCGCUGGUCCCUGUUCCCCGUGGUGGACUGGCACCCCGCCUUCCUUUCGCGCACGGAGACCCGCGCGCUGUGGCGCCCGGAGCUCUUCGAAAGGCUGAGGUACCCGGGGCUUCUUGCCGCGGAGCACGUGGAGUUCCACUGCCCCGAGGCAGCGGAGCUUUUGGCAGCCUUUGCCUUCUUGCCCGGCUCGGAGAAAGGCCCCGGCAAGGUGCAGCAGCUGGCGGCGCUGGCGGAGGCGGCGGCGCGGCCCGAAGUGCGGCACGGCUGCGCCUGCGGGGAGAGGGCGAGCUUGGCGCACGUGGCCGGGGAUCUCAAGGCCUGGCCGGCCAUGCGGCGGUUCCUGGCGGCGGGGAGGCCAGGCUUGGAGGAGGAAGAGGGCCUUCCGAGCCCCAGCCGGCAGUGGUGGGGCGGAGCCGCGCGGAGCAGCCGGCUCAGGGAGCAGAGCCAGCAGCAGCUCUUCCUCAUGGCGAAGCAGCAGGGCCUGGACUACGUGACGCAGGUGGGCGCGUCCUGGUGCCACACGAUGUGGACCACGCCGCGGGUUUACCACGCCGCCCGCUUGGAGGUGACGAAGGAGAACCAGUUGGAGAUCGAAACCACCGCCGCGCGGCUCCGCGUGCGGCUGACGCCGCUGACGCCUACGGCCUCGGCUGCGCUGGAGGUGACUUUGCGCACCGCAGACCUCACGCUGGACGUGGCGUCUGACGGAGACGCGGCCGGAAGGCAUCGCCUGAGUUGGAGCGCGUGCCUGGAGCGGGAGUGGGUACUGACAAGGUGGCGGCUGUCCGCUUCGCUUGUGGAGCUCUGUGGUGCCUCGCUGCACCUCAACGCAUCGCUCGGCUUCCCCUUGGGUUUGUGGGUGGCCAGCGAGAGCGAGUCCGCACGCUGGGCCGUUUGCGUGAAAAGGUGA
Effrenium voratum is the source of this 2481-nucleotide messenger RNA. The record is from the annotation of a GenBank genome assembly. Lineage: Eukaryota; Dinophyceae; Suessiales; Symbiodiniaceae.